Molecule: messenger RNA, 883 nt
Organism: Syzygium oleosum
Lineage: Eukaryota; Viridiplantae; Streptophyta; Magnoliopsida; Myrtales; Myrtaceae
Product: nascent polypeptide-associated complex subunit alpha-like protein 2
Exons: 4
Coding region: 114-779 (221 amino acids)
Biological process (GO): protein targeting to membrane
Cellular component (GO): cytoplasm; nascent polypeptide-associated complex
Source: RefSeq, a predicted model, not a curated record
ACUGACGCACGCCAUCGAAGCAGCAGCAGCAGCAGCCGCCGUUCCCGUUUCUUCUGCGACCCUUCGCCGCUCGCUAGCCCGCCGUCCGCCGAAUCCGCCAGCACCCAGCGCAGAUGUCGCCUGCUCCGGUCGUCGAUCCCGUCGUGCCCGAGAAGGAGCAGGAGCAGGUCGAUCCCGCGGAGGAGCUCAAGAAGAUUGCUCAGGGCGACGAGCCCACCGUUGAGGACGUGAAGGACGACGACAAGGACGAGGACGACGAGGACGACGAUGAGGACGACGACGACGACAAGGAAGAUGGAACUGCGGGUGCAAAUGGGAGCUCGAAGCAGAGCAGAAGUGAGAAGAAAAGCCGGAAGGCAAUGUUAAAGCUGGGAAUGAAACCUAUCACAGGUGUUAGCCGGGUCACCAUCAAAAGAACUAAAAACAUACUGUUCUUCAUUUCAAAGCCUGAUGUCUUCAAGAGUCCUCACUCCGAGACCUAUGUCAUAUUUGGGGAGGCAAAGAUUGAGGACUUGAGCUCUCAGCUGCAAAAUCAAGCUGCUCAGCAGUUCCGGAUGCCGGAUAUGUCAUCGGUUAUUUCGAAACCAGAUGCUUCUGCUGCAGAUUUGGGUGCACUGGCUGAUGAGGAUGAAGAAGAAGAUGUCGAUGCGACUGGGGUCGAGCCUCGUGACAUUGAUUUGGUCAUGACCCAGGCAGGGGUAUCUAAGAGCAAGGCAGUGAAAGCUCUCAAGACUCAUAAUGGUGACAUUGUGGGUGCCAUCAUGGAGCUUACUACUUGAGCUUUUCUGUAGUUAUUUUCUUGAAAUCGCUGAUGCUCUGUAAUGGGGACGUAUUCAUUACUUAUAUGGUAAGUUUUGGUUAGAAUGUGUUGAGACUUGUUGAA